GGGAUUGUGGGAUAGUGCAUUCCAUGCAAAGCUUCACAACACUGGAUGUUGUGAAAACUAACCAUAGUCUACACAUCCUGUUAUGAAUCGUAUGAACAUGAUGGAACAGGUCCAUCUUGCCGGUGAAGAUGAGGAGGAUAUCUACUCCGGGUUUAAUGACUACAAUGCCACUUUGGACACAGAGGAUCUACAACAUGACCCGACAUUCCAGAAGGCAGUGAUGAGGACGAGUCAUGGUCGACGACCCCCACCAACAGCUUCUCGAGGUCUAGCUGUAGGAGGUGCUGGAGCUGGAGCAAGGCUUGGAACAGCAGCACGAGGCCGUGCAGGAAUACCAUCAUCGAUGGGGCGUCUUCAGACUGGGGCAGUGGCUGCUGGAGGCACUGACAUGGCCAGACCCAUGACAGCAGUCCGAGCAGCUGGUUACACUUCAGUUGGGAAUAGAGGGGCAGGGUUUGACCCCAUGAACCAAGGGAAUAAGGGUCCUGCACCUCCUCUGGAACCUAAGCCAGAAGACAGUCCUGAGGAGAAGAUCAGACAACUGGAAAAGAAGGUGAACACAUUGAUUGAAGAGAGCUGCUUUGCCAAUAGUCGCGGAGAAUUUAGUCUGGGUCUGGAAAAGGCAAAGGAAGCAGGGAGGAAAGAAAGAGUCCUGGUCCGUCAGCGAGAACAACAGUCCAUGGGGGACCAAAUCAAUCUAGAUCUGACCUACUCAGUUCUCUUUAACCUCGCCAACCAGUAUGCUGCAAAUGAAAUGUUCAAUGAAGCCCUCAACACUUACCAAGUCAUCGUCAAAAACAAAAUGUUCAGCAAUGCUGGUCGUUUAAAGGUGAACAUGGGCAAUAUCUACUUCAGACAGAGAAACUUCCCCAAGGCUAUUAAACACUACCGAAUGGCUCUUGAUCAGGUGCCAAACUCUCACAAAGAGAUGAGGACUAAGAUCAUGCAGAACAUCGGAAUUGUGUUUGUAAAGAUGGGUCAGUACACUGAUGCCAUCACAUCAUUUGAGCACAUCAUGUCUGAGGCUCCAAGCUUUAAGACCGGGUUUAACCUGAUCCUCUGUUACUUUGCCUUGGGAGACCGGGAGAAGAUGAAGAGAGCCUUCAACAAGCUCCUUACUGUUGAUCUCAAGGUGGAUGACGAGGAUAAGUACCUCCCUCAUGGUGAAGACAAGCACUACAAUCUAAUACUGGAGGUGAUCAAGAACGACCCUCUGCGGCAGAUAGAGAGACAAAGGAAGUAUGAGGCAGAAAACUGUAUCAAAACAGCAGCCAAGAUAAUUGCUCCUGCCAUAGAAACCUCAUUUGCCUCUGGAUAUGACUGGUGUGUGGAGCAGGUGAAGACUUCCCAGUACGUUGAUUUAGCCCAUGAUCUGGAGAUAGACAAAGCCAUCAUGUACCUAAAACAGAAGGACUUCAACUUGGCCAUUGAAACAUUGAAAUCAUUUGAGAAAAAAGAUUCCAAAGUGGCCAGUACAGCAGCCACCAACCUGUCCUUCCUUUACUUCCUGGAGAAUGAUCUGGAUCAAGCAGACAAAUAUGCUGAGUUAGCCAUGUCAUCAGACAGGUACAAUCCUGCAGCUCUGGUCAACAAGGGAAAUGUUGUAUUCAAAAGAGGUGACUUUGAAAAGGCCAGAGAGUAUUUCAAGGAGGCUCUGCAGAAUGACUCGUCCUGUGUGGAGGCCUUGUAUAAUUUAGGACUGUGUAACAAGAGGAUCAACCGACUUGAGGACGCCCUUGACUGUUUCUAUAAACUACAUGCCAUCCUCAGAAACAGUCCACAAGUGAUGUACCAAAUAGCAGACAUGUUUAUGCAGUUGAUAGGAGUGGUACCCACAGACACAUCUGUGCUGGCGAAAACCGGAGAGAUCUAUGAUAAUGAAGGAGACAAGUCACAGGCAUUCCAGUAUUAUUAUGAUUCCUAUAGAUAUUUCCCAUCCAACAUUCCAGUAAUAGAAUGGUUAGGAGCAUAUUACAUAGAUUCCCAGUUCUGUGAAAAAGCCAUCCAUUACUUUGAGAGAGCAAGUAUAGUACAACCUGCCCAGGUGAAAUGGCAGCUAAUGAUAGCUAGCUGUCAUCGUAGAAGUGGAAAUUAUCAAAACGCCUUAGAAACUUACAAACAUAUACACAAACGGUUCCCUGAAAAUGUAGAAUGUUUAAAAUUCCUGGUUAGAAUAUGUUCUGAUCUGGGUCUAAAGGAAGCACAAGAAUACGCCACAAAGUUAAAGAAGGCAGAGAAGACCAAAGAGAUGCGUGAACAGAGGGCCAGUAGUGGAACCAGGAGAGGAAGUGGGCGGGGUCGUAGAGGAGAAGAUACAGACGAGAGUAGUGGUGGAAGGAAAACCAGUGGACAGAGAAGAGGUGGGGGUAAAAGACGACCUAACCUGGAUGAUGUAGACGAUGGAGCUUAUCAGAUGUCCAGUAAACAGGACAUAGGAGAGGAUAUCAAAAAUGAUGCAUCCUACAGUGAUCCUCUGGGGCCUCAAAUGGAACGUCCUAAGACAGCUGCUGUCCGAGGAGGGAAAGCAGAGGAGGAUAUGUUUGAUGAAGAACUUGGAGAAGACAUGUUACCAGAGUAGAGGACAGCUUCACCAACGAUGUCUGUGUUGAUGUUGUCAAACAAAACAUUCUAAUUAAUAACUUUAUGGUAGACUCAUUCCGUCCUGACUUGAAUCUCUGGAUUACUAUUGACUUUUAAAAUUGAGCAAACCUCAGUGAUUUUACAUGUGCGUUAGAAGAGUACAUGACAUUUUUUUGUUGUGUGCAGCAGAAUGGAUACAUCUUAUAAACAGUGUCAAAUUGUUUUGAUGUCAUUACAGAAAUGCCACUGAUUAGUAUGUAAGAUAUAGUUAUUUAUUUAUUGAAAAUUGAUGAAACGCAAAUUUGUCAACUGUGAUACUAUAUUCAUUAAAUCAUUGUUACAUGGAAA
Ylistrum balloti is the source of this 2928-nucleotide messenger RNA. Its product is annotated as intraflagellar transport protein 88 homolog. The transcript is spliced from 24 exons. Gene Ontology annotation, cellular component: ciliary basal body; non-motile cilium; centriole. Bases 83 to 2578 code for a protein of 831 amino acids. Lineage: Eukaryota; Metazoa; Mollusca; Bivalvia; Pectinida; Pectinidae. The record is from RefSeq and is a predicted model, not a curated record. Gene Ontology annotation, biological process: intraciliary transport; non-motile cilium assembly. Gene Ontology annotation, molecular function: kinesin binding.